GCUCCUUAAUACAUGUACUGUCAUUGGUACAGUUGUCUGGUCAUAAGGCCUUUGUAGGUGUAUGUACUCAGCUUGAGACCGUGUUUGUAUUUUAUUUUAUUUUUUAUAUAUACGGUUUUUGUACUAUCUGGACCUUGAGUCUUAAAUAAAUAAGCAAUAAAGAGUUGAUAAUAAACCCUCAUGAGGAUAAACCCUCCUUUCACUGCGGUGCAGCGCGUCAGCAGCGCUCUCGUUCUUGGAUAAAUAUGCUUCGCUUCUGGCAGCAGACGAACCCGGAGGAGCGAGCGGGGCGAAGCCACAACGCACGGCUCCCAUCACCGUGUCACAGGUGACCCUUUUAUAAGCAGGAUGGUGCCUUCAAGUGCUGGUGGAGAACUGUAGACGAGAUUGAGGGACAACGGGGACCAGUCUGGCUUCUCUUUGAAGGAUAGAAGUCACUGGAGGCCGAUCCUAAGAGGAUGCUAUAGGUUUAUUACCAAAGAUCUUUACUCUGGACGUGAAGGUGCCCUGAGGUGGAGCCAUGGGCUGUGGGGGCAGCAGGACCGAUGCUCUGGAGCCACGGUACCUGGAGAGCUGGACCAAAGAGACAGAGUCGACGUGGCUGACCAGCACGGACACCGAUAUCCCCCUGUCGUCCAUCCACAGCAUCCCCUCGGAAAACUCUGAGGCCGAGAAAACAAUCAGCCCCGUCCCAGAUUUCUUCGAGGACAGCUUCCCUCUCCCGGCUCAGGCGUACCUGAAGGUCUGUUCGGCCGUGUCCGAGGCCAACCUGAACGACGUGAAGCCCGCCGCCCCCCCUGCCAUUCCGGGCACUUCUCCGCCCAAAGAGGCGGCGUCGCCGUCGUCCGGCACCACGGUGCAGCGCAGGAGUGUUCUACACACUGAAGAGAUUACAAAGUGGCAGGACAAUCGGAUGUCGACCAAGCAAGUGACAAUCACAGUGACUCAGAGCAUCCAUCGGGUGGACAGGAACGGGAAGGUGAAGAAGUCCCUCACCACCUACGAGGUCAUGAAGCCCUCGGAGAGCCUCAAACAGGCGGCCGCGCAGAACGCUCGAGUUCAGCGAAACUAACGGAACAUUACUGUGAAACGAGGGAACCGGUGAAAGCACAAGGAGCUGUACAAAGGUCACCGGAGUGGAAAUAUAGCUCGUUCUCUGAAAACAAAAGGGACAUCGAGGCCGCGUGGGUCUUUCAUUCCGUGAGACAAACGUCAGUGGUGCCCGGUACAGAGAAAAUAACUACGAUGACAUUUUAAAGUAUCAGUCAAAAAAUGAAUAAAUAUAUUCAGUUAAUCACUGAAGACAGGGAGUCACUUCUUGGCACAAUUUCUCAUAUGAGCUUGAAGCUAAAAUGCCUUUUUUGUUGCUAAUUUAUGAAGCUUUUGAGAACAAAUAUGAAAGUUAAGCUAAUGAUACAGCUACAUACAGUAUAUAGUUUGGUUAUUUGACAUUGAUAAAUAUCAUGUAGUUGCUACUCUGCUACAACCUCACACGCUCCGGAAUUGCACUAUUGACAGUGAGGCCUGGAAAGGAGCUUUUGACGACAAUGUAAAUCAUUCUUUCUUUAAAUCGUCUUUCUCUUGUCGUUUUGUACAAUACAGUAUUGCAUUUUCUUAUCUAGAUGUUUGUGUUUUCUAAUGACAAUAAAUCUAACCAAAACAUGAA
Molecule: messenger RNA, 1666 nt
Organism: Pungitius pungitius (ninespine stickleback)
Lineage: Eukaryota; Metazoa; Chordata; Actinopteri; Perciformes; Gasterosteidae
Gene: baalcb
Product: BAALC binder of MAP3K1 and KLF4 b
Exons: 5
Coding region: 521-1072 (183 amino acids)
Cellular component (GO): cytoplasm
Source: RefSeq, a predicted model, not a curated record